AUGGGAGCCAAAGUCCCGCGCAACUUCCGCCUGCUCGAGGAGCUUGAAAAGGGCGAAAAGGGCCUCGGCGCAGAGGCGUGCAGCUACGGCCUCGAGGACUCCGAGGACCUACUCAUGAGCAACUGGAACGGGACGAUUCUUGGGCCGCCACACUCCGUCCACGAGAACCGCAUCUACAGCGUGAAGAUGCACUGCGGCGAAAAAUACCCCGACGAGCCUCCCACCAUUCAGUUCGUCAGCCAGGUCAACCUCCCCUGCGUCAACCCGCACAACGGCGUCGUCGACCCCAAACAACUGCCCUGCCUCGCCCAGUGGAAGCGCGAAAACACCAUGGAGACAGUCCUCAUCGAACUACGGAGGUACAUGGCUGCUCCGGCCAAUAAGAAGCUGCAACAGCCCUCCGAGGGAUCGACAUACUCAUGA
Molecule: messenger RNA, 423 nt
Organism: Hirsutella rhossiliensis
Lineage: Eukaryota; Fungi; Ascomycota; Sordariomycetes; Hypocreales; Ophiocordycipitaceae
Product: ubiquitin-conjugating enzyme domain-containing protein
Exons: 3
Coding region: 1-423 (140 amino acids)
Biological process (GO): DNA damage tolerance; protein K63-linked ubiquitination
Cellular component (GO): nucleus
Source: RefSeq, a predicted model, not a curated record